This is a messenger RNA of Cylicocyclus nassatus, 543 nucleotides long. NCBI's taxonomy places the organism in Eukaryota, Metazoa, Nematoda, Chromadorea, Rhabditida, Strongylidae. The record is from the annotation of a GenBank genome assembly.
AUGGAGAAGAAACGGGCCCCGCAUACUGGAUGUCUGCCCUACUGGGUGGAGGUCUGGCUCGUCGUAUCGGCGUUCAUAUGUCUCAUCGAUGUUCUGUUCACCAUGCUGCGACCGUACACAACAGAAGGCAUUCUAUCAGGAGUUUAUUUCGCAUGGAAUCUCUAUGCAAGUGUGGACGUACGCUAUGCGGACCCAAAGGACAUCGUAACCUGCGCUACAGGGCGUAUAAUGCUUAUUGAGAUAGCUAUGAAUCUAGUCGCUGUGUAUUUGUCCCGACGACGGUCACGACAUGCUCUAGUCACUGCUUUUACAACUACCGCUUUUGUAUUUUGGAAGACGUUAUGGUACUUUACUCUCUAUAUUGCUCCCCCACCAGGCAAUGAACCCUACUUCACAGAAGACAGCACCUAUCUCGAUAUUUUUCUAAUUUUCUGGAUUCCUAACGGAUUUUGGGUUCUUGUACCUUUCGUCGUUAUGAUCUCAUUAUGGAAUAAAUUGGCAGUCCCCGUAGAGAAAAACUAUGAGGCAGUAGGAACAGCGUAA